This is a messenger RNA of Bombus huntii, 4531 nucleotides long. It is a transcript of the gene Tollo, whose product is annotated as toll-like receptor Tollo. The record is from RefSeq and is a predicted model, not a curated record. Bases 1 to 3717 code for a protein of 1238 amino acids. Gene Ontology annotation, molecular function: protein binding. NCBI's taxonomy places the organism in Eukaryota, Metazoa, Arthropoda, Insecta, Hymenoptera, Apidae. Gene Ontology annotation, biological process: signal transduction. The transcript has a single exon.
AUGCGGGGCAGUCCUGCGUUCUUCGCCAUAUUACUGGGCACGAUAUUCGGUGUCCUCGGCGCGUCUCUCAGCAAAGCGCUCCGGUACAAAGCGCCGGAUGAGUGCAAGUGGGUCGCGACCGGUGACACCGAGGAUGACGUCUCGUUGGUCUGUCGCCUGAGAACGAUCAACAGCGAGCUGGAGAACACCAACUUCAGCGUGAUACAACCACAACAUACGGUCCGUCUGCGGCUGGAAUGCAGCGACGCGUUGUUCUACCAGAGCUCGCUGAGCGCCGGCAGCUUCAGGCCGUUGGUCGAGCUGCGCGAGCUGGUAAUCGAGUAUUGCAAGAUCGGUAACCUGUCGGACGACGCGUUCAAAGGGUUGAAGGAGUUGCGUAAUUUGACCGUGAGGACGCACAACACCGACUGGUCGGCGAUGGCACUGGACGUGUCGGCCGGAGCGUUCACGGACGAGUUGAGGCAAUUGGAGAAAUUGGAUCUCGGCGAGAAUAACAUGUGGAGUAUACCGGAGGGUGCGCUGUGUCCCCUGGUCAAUUUGGAAAUUUUAAACUUGACGAGAAAUCGAUUGCGCGAGGUGACGAGUUUUCGGUUCAACGGAGCAUCCAGGUGUUUGUCGAACUUGAAGGAAUUGGAUUUAAGUAACAACAGCAUCGAAUCACUGCCGACCGCCGCGUUCUCCGGUUUAACGCGGCUGCACAGUCUCGACCUCCGAUGCAACGCCAUCAGUUUCAUGGCGGACCGCGCGUUCGAAGGCUUCUCCUCGUUAGCCAUCUUGAGGCUCGCGGACAAUCGGCUCGCUAGCUUGCCACCCGAACUCUUCAGCGACGCGAGGAACAUCCAGGAGAUUCACUUGAGGAACAACACGUUGAACGUGUUACCGCCCGGUUUGUUCAGUGAACUGACGCAGUUGUUGGUGCUCGAUCUUUCUCAUAACGAGUUGACCGCAGAGUGGGUGAACGCAGCUACUUUCAGUGGUUUAGUACGUUUAGUGGUGCUCGAUCUAUCUAACAAUCGUAUCGCUCGACUAGAUCCGACCGUGUUUCGCGACCUGUACAGCUUACAGAUUCUCCGGUUACAGGAGAAUCUCCUGGAAACUCUACCGGAGAACACGUUCUCCGCGCUCUAUAAUCUUCACACCCUGUUGCUCAGCUAUAAUUUGCUAACUGUUAUCGACGCGACCACGCUCAGUGGUCUUUACGUGCUGAAUCUGCUUUCCUUGGACAACAACAGGCUGCACACGAUCCACCCCAGCUCCCUGAGAAACGCCUCGUCCCUGCAAGAGUUUCACCUGAACCGUAACCAGCUUAAGUCCGUUCCGGACGCGUUGAAAGCCACUCCCCUUCUGCGAACCCUCGACCUCGGCGAGAAUCUCAUUUCGGAGAUACCGACCGGCACGUUCGACCACGUGGCCCAGCUUUACGGGCUUCGAUUAACCGAAAAUCAUAUUGGGAAUCUUACCAAAGGUGUUUUCGAUCGUAUCAAGGAGCUCAAGAUAUUAAAUCUCGCGAUGAAUCGUAUACAGUACAUCGAACCCGGCACUUUCGACGAGAAUCUCAACCUCCAAGCGAUCCGUUUGGACGGUAAUCAACUGACGGACAUCGCCGGCCUUUUCACUAAUCUGCCGAAUCUCGUUUGGCUCAACGUCAGCGACAAUAAACUCAGAUGGUUCGACUACGCGAUGAUACCAACCGGAUUGCAAUGGCUCGACAUCCACUCGAACGAGAUACGAGAGCUGGGCAACUACUUCGAGAUCGAGAGCCAGUUACAGCUGAGCAUCUUCGACGCGAGCGAGAACAAGCUCACCGAGAUCACCGGAAACGCGAUACCAAUGAGCGUGGAGAGGCUCUACCUCAACGACAACCAGAUCUCCAAGGUGCAGAGUUAUUCGUUUUUCAAGAAGCCCAACCUGACGACGGUCGAGUUAAAAGGAAACCAGAUACGUAACUUGGAGCCGUACGCGUUGCGUAUCAGCGCCGUGCCACCGGAAAAACCGCUGCCAGAAUUUUACAUCGGCGACAACCAGUACCUGUGCGACUGUACCAUGGAGUGGUUGCAACGCGUCAACAGACAGAACCAGACUCGAGUGCAACCGCGAGUCAUGGAUCUGGAGAGUAUUUACUGCAAACUUCUGUACGAUCGAGAGCACGCGUUCGUACCUUUGGUCGAGGCAUCUCACUCGCAGUUUCUCUGCAAAUACGACACCCAUUGCUUCGCCCUGUGCCACUGUUGCGACUUCGACGCCUGCGACUGCGAGAUGACGUGCCCUUUGAACUGCACGUGUUACCACGAUCAAUCGUGGUCUGCUAACGUAGUGGACUGUUCGAAUGGCGGGCACGUGAGCAAGUUGCCCGAACAGAUACCGAUGGACGCGACGCGGCUCUAUUUGGACGGGAACGACCUGCGCGGGGUGUCCAGUCACGCUUUUAUCGGUCGUAAAAAGCUCAAAGUGCUGUUUCUCAAUUCCUCCAACAUCGAGAUUGUGCAAAAUCGAUCGUUCAACGGUCUCAGAGACUUGGAGGACCUUCACCUGCAAGACAACAAGAUUCGAGAGCUGAAAGGACACGAGUUCGAAGGACUGGACGAUCUGAAACUUCUCUACUUGCAUCGCAAUCGAAUCGUAUCGAUAGGCAACGACACCUUCUCUUCUCUUCGAUCGUUACGCAUUCUUCGAUUGGAGAGCAAUCGGCUGACGACUCUAGCCGUGUGGACGUUACCUGGUUCUAUCGAAAUCAGUUUGUCUGGAAAUCCAUGGUCCUGUGAGUGUGACUAUCUUCAAAGUUACCGCGAGUGGAUCCGCGAGCCGAACGUUCGCGUGACGGACGCGUCCGCGUUGCGCUGCGUGUACAACGUGACGGAGUUCGAGGCGUUCGGUAACGAGGUGUUCGCGGACAACGAGUUCGGGUUCUCCGUGGCGAACAACGAUCGCGAGAGAAGCAACGAUAGCGUGUGUACGGGGGCUAGUAGCAUCGACAACGACGUGCACCGCAACUAUACCAAGACCAUCAUCGAGAAACAAGUGCUACAGGACUAUCUUCCACUUUUGGUUGCUACGUUAGUUGGCUCUCUAUUGGUAGUCCUCCUCUGUAUGUUGGGAUUCGUGUUCCGUCAAGAACUUCGCGUAUGGUUCCACUCGAGAUUCGGUGUGAGGAUAUUCUAUCGAAACCACGAAGUGGAUCGGGACGAUCGGGACAAACUGUUCGACGCUUUCGUCAGUUACAGUUCUAAAGACGAGGCGUUUGUUGCCGAGGAAUUGGCGCCUGUCUUAGAGAUGGGGAAUCCUUCCUAUAAAUUGUGUCUGCACUACCGGGACUUUCCUGUCGGAAGCUUCAUAGCAGACACCAUAGUCCAAGCGGUGGAAUCCUCGAGAAGAACCAUAAUGGUCCUAUCCGAAAACUUCAUCAAGUCCGAGUGGUGUCGGUUCGAUUUCAAAUCGGCGCACCAUCAGGUGUUGCGUGAUCGAAGACGCCGACUGAUCUUGGUGCUAGUGGGCGAUGUUCAUCAGCGAGAUCUCGACCCAGACAUUAGGCUAUACCUGAAGACGAACACGUACUUGCAGUGGGGCGACAAGCUAUUCUGGGAGAAACUUCGGUUCGCGUUGCCGGACGUACCGAACAAUCAGAGGACCACGCAGAGGACGAGGCAGCCGCCGCCGGUCCGACGGCAGCACAACAACAGGACAUCGAACGGAUCGCGUACCGUCUCCGUGCACAUAUGAGCUCUCUGUGGUUUCGUUCUCUAGUGUUCGUGCGUUCGUGUGAAUGUGUAUAUGCGUGGAUAGCCGCGUUCGUAUGCGUUAUUCUUCCGGUGGACUGUGGGAGUGGGCGUCGCCACGAAUUCAAACGGGACGCGAGCGAAGAAAAGGGAGAAGGAAGUUGAGAUAUAUCGGUGCGCGACUUCGCCACAGUGCGUUUACCUACGGUGCAAUACAGUGGCAUAUAGGAUGUGCGUAUAGAGUGUAAAUACUUCGUGAAUGUCUAUCUGUAUAAAUGUUUAAAAAAAAGAAUGAGAAACGUAAUUAUAAACGAAGAAAAGGAACGAAGUGCGUCGAUGAGGGAUCGGAGAGUGUGUGCUGUUGUAAAUAGAGAGAAAAGAAAAUGGUGAAGAAACGGAGAAUAAGAAAAAAGAAAAGGAGGAAGAGGAAGAGGGAAAGAGAGAGAGUGUGUGAUUAUAAUAUUUAAGGUGCUUCCCUCGUGAUUACGGGGAUAUACGAGACUUAGCGUCCCAGUGUCUGUACAUUGCAGCGAAGUCAGUGAGUUUGCUAGAUAGCCUAAAGUCGUUGUAAAUACGUUCCCGUCUUCUGCGUCUACCAAGACUGUUCCCCGAUUGAUCAAGCUCACGGUUAAUUUAGGGUUAACAGUGCGUGAAAGAUCUCGUCGGACGAGAGAUACUCUCGCGUACCGUCAGCGUGUGUAUUCUCCGGGAUACACACCGCGGCACAUGGAGCUAUGCUCACGGCGUGCCAUGUGGAUUUACCUUUGCUAAGAGCCUGCGCGCGUCAUAUCGUACGAAGGAUAAUCGAAAUGCGAGAA